This is a messenger RNA of Sorex fumeus (smoky shrew), 2203 nucleotides long. It is a transcript of the gene TXNRD3, whose product is annotated as thioredoxin reductase 3. The transcript is spliced from 15 exons. Gene Ontology annotation, cellular component: cytosol; mitochondrion. NCBI's taxonomy places the organism in Eukaryota, Metazoa, Chordata, Mammalia, Eulipotyphla, Soricidae. The record is from RefSeq and is a predicted model, not a curated record. Bases 142 to 1770 code for a protein of 542 amino acids. Gene Ontology annotation, molecular function: glutathione-disulfide reductase (NADPH) activity; flavin adenine dinucleotide binding. Gene Ontology annotation, biological process: glutathione metabolic process; cell redox homeostasis; cellular response to oxidative stress.
GCCAACCGCCGCCUGGGCAACGUCCGCGGCGCGCCCUUGUCGCCCCCGGGCCGCCGGCCCCGCGUGUCGGCCGCCGGGAGCCCCGAGCGCCGGGAGGAGCUGCGGCGCCGCCUCGUGAGCCUCAUCGAGGGCAACCGGGUGAUGAUCUUCGGCAAAAGUUACUGCCCGCACUGCACGCGGGUGAAAGAACUCUUUUCGUCUCUGGGAGCUGAAUAUAAUGCCUUGGAGCUCGAUCAAGUUGAUGAUGGGGUCGGCAUUCAAGAAGUUCUGACGGAGAUGACCAAUCAGUCAACGGUGCCCAAUGUUUUUGUGAAUAAAGUUCACAUGGGUGGAUACGAUCGAACUUUGCAGGCACACCAGAGUGGUCUGCUGAAGCAGCUCCUCCAAGGAGAGGCAGGGUACGACUACGACCUCAUCGUCCUGGGCGGCGGUUCCGGGGGCCUUGCAUGCGCUCAGGAAGCUGCUGUUUUGGGCAAGAAAGUCCUGGUGCUGGACUUCGUGGUCCCGACCCCCCAGGGCACGUCCUGGGGUCUUGGCGGGACGUGUGUCAAUGUGGGCUGCAUCCCGAAGAAACUGAUGCACCAGGCCGCCCUUCUGGGACAGGCACUCACUGACUCAAGGAAAUAUGGCUGGGAGUAUAGCAAGCAAGUGAAGCACAACUGGGAGGUGAUGACCGAAGCCAUCCAGAACCACAUCAGCUCUCUGAACUGGAGCUACAGGCUAUCUCUGAGGGAGAAGGCCGUGACCUAUGUCAAUGCCUUCGGGGAGUUUGUCGAGAGCCACAAAAUAAAGGCAACCAACAAAAAAAGACAGGAAACCUUCUAUACUGCUGCGAAGUUUGUCAUAGCCACCGGGGAAAGACCGCGGUAUUUAGGGAUCCAAGGAGAUAAAGAAUACUGCAUCACCAGUGAUGACCUUUUUUCUCUGCCUUAUUGCCCCGGCAAAACGUUAGUGGUGGGCGCCUCGUACGUGGCCCUGGAGUGUGCGGGAUUCCUGGCUGGGCUCGGCCUAGAAGUCACCGUCAUGGUGCGCUCCAUCCUGCUCCGCGGCUUUGACCAGGAAAUGGCGGAGAAAGUGGGUUCCUACAUGGAACAGCACGGUGUUAGGUUCUUGAAACGGUUCGUUCCUGUCUCGGUUUUGUUAGCAAUUGGCCGUGACGCCUGCACCAAGAAAAUAGGUUUGGAGAAGAUUGGUGUCAAAGUCAAUGAAAUGAACGGCAAGAUCCCAGUCAAUGACAUGGAGCAGACCAGCGUGCCUCACGUGUACGCAGUGGGGGACGUGUUGGACGGCAAGCUGGAGCUCACCCCUGUGGCCAUCCAGGCGGGCAAGCUGCUGGCCCGGAGGCUCUUUGGGGGCCGCUCAGAAAAGUGCGAUUAUAUCAAUGUCCCAACAACAGUUUUCACGCCUUUGGAAUACGGCUGCUGUGGGUUAUCUGAAGAGAAGGCGAUGGAGAUUUAUAAAAAAGACAAUCUGGAUGUGUAUCACACUUUGUUCUGGCCACUGGAGUGGACCGUAGCCGGCAGAGACAACAACACCUGUUACGUCAAGAUUAUCUGCAACAAAUUCGACAACGAUCGGGUGGUAGGAUUUCAUCUUCUUGGGCCCAACGCUGGUGAGAUCACCCAGGGCUUCGCGGCUGCGAUGAAAUGUGGGCUGACGAAGCAACUCCUGGACAGCACCAUCGGGAUCCACCCGACGUGUGGAGAGAUAUUCACGACGCUGGAGAUCACCAAGGCCUCCGGGCUCGACAUCCUGCAGAAGGGCUGCUGAGGUUAGCCCCGCUGCCGCCAGCUCCUCGUCCCGGGUCUCCCCAAGACGAGGCUCGGGGGCGUCGGGUCUGCCCAUGGCCCCUGCCGCGGUGGCCGGGCCCCUGGGCAGGCUCCCCCGGAGCACGGAAGAGAGACGAGGGACCAGGGAGAGGACAGCAGCGGGCACUGCCCACGGCCCAGCCGCCGCCACCGGGGAGGGGCAGCCCCUGCCUCCUUGACGUCUGAGCUCUGAACCCCCCUGCGGGGCGAGCUGAGACCGACCCUCCUCUGCGCUGUGGACCCCCUUCUUCCCCCCAUCGCCGGUGUGGCUUCCCCGGCUUUGUUGUUGCCUGAGACGGACUCUAAAGUCGCCUCCCCUUGUGCGUGGAUGCUGGCUGCGGGGGCCCAUGCGCCCCUCCAGGACUCUCCUGGCCCCCCCGCCCCGCGCACCAGCU